Molecule: messenger RNA, 1742 nt
Organism: Brassicogethes aeneus
Lineage: Eukaryota; Metazoa; Arthropoda; Insecta; Coleoptera; Nitidulidae
Source: the annotation of a GenBank genome assembly
AUAAAAAUUGAUGGAUAAUUAAUUGUUGCGUAGGCAGUUUAAUUAAUAAAACCUUCAUUAUGGACUUAGACGAGUUAAAUCAGCAUACUUCCACCAUAUUUAAUGCCAGAUCUGAAGCUAAGGAAACUCUCGAAAAUUUAGAGAACACCCUCGCUAAGAAUAAAGAAAUUAAAUUAAACCUCGAACUGGAGUUAAAUACGCAAAAAAUUCUUAACGCGCGACUCAAAUCUAAAAUUGGCGAAAAUUCGAAUCUAAAAACUAUGAUCGAACAAAAAAGUUCGGAUGUUAUAACUAAAACAAAAGAUAUCUACAAAAAUUGUCGGAAGAUUUUUAAGGAUUGCGAAAAUGCCAAGAUUGAAUACUCAAAAUUUGAGUUUUUGUUUUCGGAAAUUACCCCCAAAAUUCAGUCUCAAUUAAGUGAUAAUAAUAGUGAGUUAGAAAAGGAAAUUGAAGCUCUGCAACGUCACUAUGAUGAUCAAGCGGAGUAUUAUCGAUUAGAAAUAGCAAUUUUAGAAAAAGAGGUCGAAGGUUUAGAAAUCGAUGCCGCGAAAUUAGAUCCGGAUAAUUUACUCAGCAAAAUUGAACGAUUAAAAAAUCAAUCCGCUCUGCGUAUCCAGGAGAACGUUGAAAUUAACGACGAAAUAUUAGAUAUACAAAACGAAUUGUCAUUUUAUGAUGAGGCGCCUAUUUUUAAAAAAAUUGAAGAAGUAAAAUGUCAGCAAAUUUCUCUGGUUGAAAACUUUAAUAAUGAGAAAGAGUUGUUGGAUAAAAGAGUAAAAUAUUUGGAAAAUGAAAUACUGCUUUCUUCUAAAUCAUUGGAAGAACAGGAGAUAAUUCUCAAAGAUUUAAAUGAAAAAAUUGACGUUUUGGAAAAUAAAAUUACUAACAAUAAAACUCUAUUAAAUGAUUACAACCAUAAAAUUGAUGACAUGGAAAAUGAUAUGAGAUCUGCUGCUGAGGAUUAUGGUAAUAAAGUAUCACUAAAUAAUGUUGCAAUAGAGGAAUUGGAGGCAAAAAUAAAGGAAGAGGAUGAAAAGGUUAAAAUUCUGCAAAUGGAAUUGGAGAAAAUAAAAGAAAAUAACAAUCUUAAAAACGACAUCAAAGAAGACAAAUUGGCGAUAGAAAGUUUGAGGCAAGAAAAGCAACAAAGAAUGAAAAAUAUCGAAAAUCUGACAUCAGAUUGUUUGCAGUUAGAAGAGCAAAUAGAAGAAGCAACAUUUAAAUCCAGCGAAUAUUCGAAGGGAAAAAUCGAGAUGGAAGAAAAGUACAACGAAUCAAAAAAACAGAACGAAGAAAAGUUGAGAGAGAAAACCAAAAUCGCCCAGGAAAAACUUGAGGGCGAUAUGAAAGAGUAUUCAGACAAGAAAAAUGAGCACGAACAAGUUAAAAUAACAAACAGCAAGUUGUCAGAGGAAAUAAGAGGCAUUCAGUUGGCCAUUGAGGAAGAACAAAAACGUUUGGAAGAAAUAAGAAGCAGAAAGGAGAAUUUGGCCAAGGAGGAAGCAGAUUUAGAUAAAAAGCUUAAAGAAACGAAAACCGUGAUUUACAACAAACAAAAAGUAAUUCGCGAGAAAAAAAAGAGUACCAAAACUAAACCUCAAAAUAAAGAUGUCCCAAAAAGUGUUAAGAGGAAUUUCAGUAGUGAUGAAAGUAGCUUUUAAACCUCAAAAUGAGGAUGCCCCAAAAAGUGUUAAAAGGGAUUUAAAUAGUGUUAAUUGUUUAAUAAAUUUCUAAUUAAUUUA